AUGAUUAACGCGAAACGCGUAUGUAACUUAUUUUGUAGGCGCCAGUCUGCACUGGCGGCCUCUCGUUUAGGAGGAUGGAGCGGCCGGCCUUCCUUAUGUGCAUCGACUCGCAAACCUCCAUUGAGGCCGUCGCCGCUACGGUUGGCUACUUGCCACUAUCGUAGUUAUUCUAGUGCGACGAAUGAUUGCGAACCGUCCGGUUCGACGCCAAACAGCGCGGUAGAUGGCACUGGAGUCGAUGGCAGCGUCGGCACCGAGCAGCCUUCCACUGGGCAUUCUGAGCCAGUGGAUUCCGAUACGUUUGUACGUCUCAUAUCCUCCGUGAACGACCGAAAUUCGUCAUUUGUGGUCGCUUUGCAGAAGUUCAAAGACCAGUUACAGGCCGAUUGCUCAAGAGCGUACCCGUUCCGCCUCCGAGACUUGCGAACGUUGUUGGAAUUCAGUUCGCAGCUAUUGGGUAUGCAGAGUGACCCACAUGCAGCAGAUGUCAUAUCCGGAGCAUUUGAACUAUUCAAAUCAGAUGGCGACGCCGCAGCUGCAUUCCACCUAUGUCGCCUGUUUUCGUCUUUUAAUAACUGCCUCGGGCGUACCAUGACGUCCAGUGUUUUCCAGCGUGUAGUCAAUAAUCGCGUGGGUAUGAUGGGAGCCAAGUUUCUCUCUCCGAAAAAGAUGGACAACCUCCGGGAGAAAUUGGGCCCCGGUGCGGAGAUCGCAAUGAAGUUUCUGGCCUCAGCUUUAACUGAACGCGACAUCACGGGCUUAGAGGGAUGUUGCGAGAAGUCACUGUUUGACUUCUUAAAUCAGGGGCUGGGCUACCUGGAUCGCAUGGGUUUGAAGCUUAAGUUUGAGGUGUCUGAUGUGAAGGACACAAAACUGGACGUAUUCUGGCUGACUAUCGGAGGGAAGCGCGGGAACGAGAUCUCUUCGCCAUAUCUGAUGAAGCAGGCGCUCGCACAUCAGAUUCUGGUUGAAUUGCCCAAGAAAUCGGGUUCAUCCUCGGGAUCAACAGGCGAUGAGAUGCCAAUGAAUAGGCAACAAAAUCGCGAAUUGGUGAUGAAGACGUUCGAGAAAGGUAUACUAGCUCGUAUGGAGGUCUUGCUGACUGUGCGCCAGUCCUUGAGCCUGGUUGACUCUCGUGGAUCGACCGUAUGGGAGGACAAUAAGAAGAUAGCCACUCACAAGCUGACAUUUGAAUCUGAAAUUGCCAUGCGUUCGCGCGACGGUGAUGAUAUAGACACUAAGGACUGGACGGUCGUUGACAUAAACGGCGUGCUCAACAGCAACGCGCCGUUCACUGCUCAAUGA
Babesia bigemina is the source of this 1305-nucleotide messenger RNA. RefSeq lists its product as hypothetical. The transcript has 3 exons. Bases 1 to 1305 code for a protein of 434 amino acids. NCBI's taxonomy places the organism in Eukaryota, Apicomplexa, Aconoidasida, Piroplasmida, Babesiidae. The record is from RefSeq and is a predicted model, not a curated record.